UCCUCCUGUUGGAAGGCAAGUAAGCAAAGAUGUUCGCCAUCGUUGGUGCCCCACAGCAGCGUCUGGCGCUCGGCGCCAAGCAAGCGACUUCGGGGCCUGCAUCCUUUGUUCGCCCAGCACAGGCAGCUACCAAUGCCAAAAGAAAUGCAUACAACAUAGCUGAUGCAACGCAGCACUGCGUACCAGCCCUUGCUGGCGUUCGGAGGUCUAUUGUUUCUCGUCAAACGCGUCAGGUUCGGGCGGCAGCUGCUACCCAGGCGUCUUCGGGCGAGAAGUUCGAUUAUGAUCUUGUCAUCAUCGGCUGUGGUGUGGGUGGUCACGGGGCUGCCUUGCACGCCGUCGAAUGCGGUCUCAAGGUGGCUGUGAUCGAGGGCCACGACGUGGGCGGCACCUGCGUCAACCGCGGCUGCGUGCCCUCCAAGGCGCUGCUGGCCGCCUCGGGCCGGGUGCGCGAGAUGCGCGACAAGGCCCACCUGGCAGCCAUGGGAGUGCAGGUGGGCGCAGUUGACUUCGACCGGCAGGGUAUCGCCAACCACGCGCGCGACCUGGCCUCCACCAUCCAGGGCAACCUGCGCCGCAGUCUGGAGGCGCUCGGAGUGGACAUCCUGGUGGGGGCUGCCAAGCUGGCGGGCAACCAGCGAGUGCGCUACGGGCUGCCUGGGCGGGUGGAUGUGGGCGGGGAAGUGAGCGCGAGGGACAUCAUCAUCGCCACCGGCUCCGUGCCCUUCGUGCCGCCCGGCAUCCCCAUCGACGGCAAGACGGUGUUCACCUCCGACCACGCACUCAAGCUGGAGUGGCUGCCCUCCUGGCUGGCCAUCAUCGGGUCGGGCUACAUCGGGCUGGAGUUCAGUGACGUGUACACCGCACUGGGCACCGAGGUGACGUUCAUCGAGGCUGUCGACAACCUGAUGCCGGGUUUCGACCGAGAGAUCGCCCGGCUGGCUCAGCGGCUGCUCAUCCAGGGCCGACCCAUCGACUACCACACCGGGGUGAUUGCCAGCAAGGUCACGCCAGGGGUGCCGGGCGUGAAGCCCGUUGUGAUCGAGCUGACGGACUUCAAGACCAAGCAGCUAGUGGACACGCUGGAGGUGGAUGCGGUGCUGGUGGCCACCGGCCGGGCGCCCUACACCAACGGACUCAACCUGGCCGCGCUGGGGGCGGCCACUGACAGGCGCGGGUUCGUGCCCGUGAACGACAAGAUGCAGGUCCUGGACACCAAGGGUGCUGUCGUACCGCACGUGUACUGCAUCGGCGACGCCAACGGCAAGUACAUGCUGGCCCACGCAGCCAGCGCGCAGGGCAUCAGCGCGGUGGAGAACAUAUGCGGGCGGCCGCACGUGCUGAACCACCUGUCCGUACCCGCCGCCUGCUUCACACACCCGGAGGUGUCGUUUGUGGGCGUGACGCAGGAGAAGGCGGAGGAAAUGGCCCGGGAACAGGGCUUCAAGCUGGGCAUCUCCAAGACCUCCUUCAAGGGGAACAGCAAGGCUCUUGCCGAGAAGGAGGGUGACGGUAUGGCCAAGCUGCUGUACCGCAAAGACAGCGGGGAGAUCCUGGGGGUGCACAUCAUCGGGCUGCACGCGGCGGACCUCAUCCACGAGGCAUCCAACGCCAUCGCAACCGGGCAGCGAUUGCAGGACAUCAAGUUCAACGUGCACGCACACCCCACGCUGUCUGAGGUGCUGGACGAGCUGUUCAAGGGGGCGCACGUGGACGCACCCGCCGCCUCCUCAUCCGCCUCCGCUGCUGCUGCUGACAAGGGCCGCGCACCCGCUGCCGCCGCCACCGCUGCUCCCGCGGCUAAGAAGCCAGCCGUGGCCGCCGCCUGACGGGACACGCCUCCAGCGGUGGCUGCACCCGCCGCCGCCGUCGCUGCCGCGUCCGCUGCUCCUGUAGCGGCGCCGGAAACCGCCGCCGCCGCCGCCGCUGUCGCGGCGACGGCAGCAACCGGCGGUGACGGAGGUAGCGGCGGCGGUGGCGGUGGCGGUGAUGUUGCAGAGCGCGAGCAGGAUGUGUACGGCAGGGGCUUUCGCCGCUUGGAGGCGUCGAGCAGUGGCUGUACGACAGAAGGGGACACUGACGAGGGUGGCGGGGUUGUUGAUAUAUCAGUUGGAGAAGAGAAGGAGGAGCUCGAAGGAUUGCAUGAGAGCAGUACGAACAGCAGUUGUAACAAUAGCAGUAGCGAGAGAGGGAGAGAGAAACCAGAGAAAAUACCAUUGGUGGCGGCAGAUGGAGAGCGCGGGGCGGCAACGGCAGGCGAGGGAGGAGGAAUGGGUGUUGACGUGGCGGCGCCGCUACCUCCUCCGGAACCACCGUCGUCGGCGGCGGCAGGGCAGCAGGAGGCCUCCCUUGGCGGCAGCACGGAGGGAUGCGGCGCCUCUGCAUGCGACAACAAGCCAAGAGACUGGCUUGGGCUUGAGACGGCGGCUGCGGUGCCCUCCGUGAUCCAAGACGACGGUAUGCAACAACAGCAGCCGCAGCUGGUGGCGGCAGGCAUGGCGGAGUCGCCGUCGUCGCUGCCGCCAACGGCAGCAACCCUAGCAGCCGAGGAUACCGUCAAAGGCUCGGCUGAUCAGCCACACGCCGCAGCUGCCACCGAGACCGAGGCCGAGCCGGUGCAGGAGCAGGAGCCGCGGCCCUCACGUCCGGUGCAAGCGGGGCUGCCUGUGCGGGUUCGACCGGUGGGCUUGACACAAGUCGGUGGUGGCGGCGACGGCAGCGGCAGCGGAGGAGGCAUCCAACAAGGGGCGCAUGAGGAGGCUGCGGCGGCAGUUCACACCAGCAGCAGCACCGUCGUGGCCC
This is a messenger RNA of Astrephomene gubernaculifera, 2802 nucleotides long. NCBI's taxonomy places the organism in Eukaryota, Viridiplantae, Chlorophyta, Chlorophyceae, Chlamydomonadales, Astrephomenaceae. The record is from the annotation of a GenBank genome assembly.